Molecule: messenger RNA, 742 nt
Organism: Apodemus sylvaticus (European woodmouse)
Lineage: Eukaryota; Metazoa; Chordata; Mammalia; Rodentia; Muridae
Gene: Smim34
Product: small integral membrane protein 34
Exons: 3
Coding region: 1-543 (180 amino acids)
Source: RefSeq, a predicted model, not a curated record
AUGGGUACAUCAGAUGCCCUUGGGGGCAAUGGGUCCCCUGCUUCCGUGGAGCAGGUGGGAGCAGUGGGGAGACUCUACACGCCGUCCGGGGCCUGUCCCUUCCCGCUGGACAUCUUCAUCCAGGAGACCCUCAUCGAAGAAGCUGCAAUCAAGUGGACACCCCAAGAAGCCUUCAACCAGACCCAGUCUGGCUCCUUCCUGCGUGACCCCUCGGAGGGGAAGAACAGCACCAGUUCCACCAGGACCCUGAGGCUGCCAGACGCAACCAGCGCCGCCUGGUACAUCCUCACCAUUGUUGGCAUCUAUGGGCUGAUCUUCGUCUUCCGGCUGGCCAGCAACAUUCUCAGGAAAAACGAGAGGUCCUUGGAGGACGUUUACUACUCAAACUUAACUUCUGAACUCAAGAGGAAAGGGCUUCAGGGCAAGGCGGGCCAGGGUUUGUCACCGAUCUCCAGCAAUGCAGACGCCCAUAGUCCCCAGCAGAUUGGCCUGGAACCAAAGUGUGAAGACAGCAGGUUCAUGGGGACCCAGGUGGUCCCUUGAAGGUCAAGGCCGCCACACCAGUAUGGGGAAGCCAUUAAAGGUUUGCAGGUGGUACGGUUUGGGGCCUGCCUAUCAUCUUGAGGAUGGAUCUUAAUCCUGGAUCAGGGCAGAGUGAACAUUGCUGGCCGUGGACAGCUAACAGGGUGUGAACCAACCACAAGCAGCUUGUCUCCAGGUGACAGGGUGUCAACGAUCACCA